This is a messenger RNA of Aegilops tauschii subsp. strangulata, 462 nucleotides long. RefSeq lists its product as uncharacterized. The record is from RefSeq and is a predicted model, not a curated record. NCBI's taxonomy places the organism in Eukaryota, Viridiplantae, Streptophyta, Magnoliopsida, Poales, Poaceae.
AUGGCUGCACCAAGCUCUUCGAAGGACAAGUUCUUCAAGAAGGUCAUCAACCCCUACCUACCGGAGGUGUUGAAGCACCCUCAAUCCAUUGAGAUGCGUGAGGGGAUGCUCCACAUCUGGGAUGUUCAAGGGCCCAAGAAGACGGGAAGCGUGGAGGCCAAGCUCGAGGCGGUGGAGCAGGAGAUCUUCAAGUGCCAAGGGAUGGUAGAGCAUGGACUCAGUGCCAAUCACUCCAUGAUGACGGAAUUCACCCGUGAUCACAUGGUGGAUGGCCAGUCUAUGAAGGACAUCGUCUUUACAUUCAAUGAGCAAAAGAAUUUUCUGCAAAGCCAAAUCUAUGAUCUUCAAAAUAAAUUUUUUGAGUACGACGAAGCAAGGUUUAAAGGUAUGAGUUUAGCUGCAAGUUUCAGGACUCAGGUGGCUCGUGCAUUCUCUUAUGAUGGUGCACUCCUGCCAUGGUAG